Messenger RNA from Condylostylus longicornis, 1445 nucleotides. RefSeq lists its product as uncharacterized. The transcript has 3 exons. Bases 144 to 848 code for a protein of 234 amino acids. The record is from RefSeq and is a predicted model, not a curated record. Lineage: Eukaryota; Metazoa; Arthropoda; Insecta; Diptera; Dolichopodidae.
AAAAAAACCAUACAUUUUUCAACAAAACCUAUAAAUACUUUUUAACAGAUAAAUUUAACUUUUGUUUUCGUUUAACAGUUACAACUCUAGGUUGUACUAAGUCAGUAAGCGCAUUUUUCGUGUUAGUAUAUUAAGAAUCUAAGAUGAGAUUCGCACUUAUUACGUUGGCAGCGUGCGCAAUAACGCAAUUAGCACAACCGGCAGUUGGACAAGGAACUAGAACAGCAGUAUCAACAAAACCUGGAAGAUUUUUAUCAUUACCAGUCCCAGCAAAAUGUUCUUCAAGGCCGAAAGAAUUUAGUUAUCGUGGUAGAAAUUUUUUCUUAAGUUCACACGUACCAGAAUUAGCAAAUAAAAAAUUUGAUUGGUUAGAUGGAAGAAAUAUUUGUCGUGAAUAUUGUAUGGAUUUAGUAUCAUUAGAGACACAAGAAAAGAACAAUUUAAUAUUCCGAGUUAUUCAACAAAAUGAUGUACCAUAUAUAUGGACAUCUGGUCGUAUAUGCGAUUUUGCUGGCUGUGAAAAUCGUCCAGAUUUAGAACCUAAAAAUAUCUUUGGUUGGUUCUGGUCAGCAACACGUGAAAAGAUUCAAGCCACAAAUCGUAUACCACAAAAUUGGGGAUAUAAUCCAUGGUCACAGACAGGACAUAAAAAACGGCCACAACCCGAUAAUGCCGAAUAUGAUAUUAAUCAAACAAAAGAACAAUGUCUAUCAGUUUUAAAUAAUGUAUAUAAUGAUGGUAUUCAAUGGCAUGAUGUUGCAUGUUAUCAUGAAAAACCGGUUAUUUGCGAAGAUUCCGAUGAAUUAUUACGUUAUGUUGCAGCUACAAAUCCAGGAAUUCGUCUAUAAGAUCUUUUAAUUAAAAUACAUAUAUGUAUAUGUGUAAAUUCAACGUUUUGUUUUCAUAUUUACUAAAUUUAUUAUUUUCAUAAAUUUUUAUUAUUUUUGUUUAAUUUAAAAUAAAAAAAUUAAAUUCCUCCUUGAUCAUUACUUGAUUUAAUCCAUACAUACCUUUAGGUAUAUAUUUUUUUUUCGUGCGAUUUUAUAAAAUAAAUUUAAACAUAGAAUUUUGAUUUCGUAAUAAAUGAAAGCAACAUGAAAAUUAUUAAAUAAUUAUUUAUAUAUGUAAAUUAUGAUAAUUCUCUGUUUAAGGACUGUUUUUUUUUUGAUUUACAUACUUAAGUUCUGUUUUUUUUACUUGAAAUAAGAACCAGUUUCAAUUUUGUUCAUCAUAAAUUUUAAUUUAUUUUAAUAAAAAAAAGCAAAAAAUAAACUGCCCAGUUCAGUUAUAUUUUAUCUGUCUUGAUAUUUAAUUAUCAUACACUAUAAAAUAUAUCCCAUUUUGAAUAUUUAUUUUUUUUUUGUGAACUUUCGCUUAAAAAAGUUGUGUAAUUAAAUAAAAUUAGAAAAAAAAUCAUUAUAUUAUAAAAAUAAACAACAAAAACA